GCUGCGCAGGGGGCGGGGCCGGAGCGGCACUUCCGGGACCGGCGGAGGAUGAGCUGGAUACCGUUCAAGAUCGGGCAGCCCAAGAAACAGAUUGUACCCAAGACAGUGGAGAGAGACUUUGAAAGGGAAUAUGGAAAGCUUCAGCAAUUGGAAGAUCAGACCAAAAAACUUCAGAAGGAUAUGAAGAAAAGCACAGAUGCAGACUUGGCCAUGUCCAAGUCGGCUGUCAAGAUCUCUUCGGACCUGCUGUCUAACCCACUGUGUGAACAGGAUCCCAGCUUUCUGGAGAUGGUGAUGGCCUUCGACACAGCGAUGAAGAGGAUGGACUCUUUCAACCAGGAGAAGGUGAAUCAGAUCCAAAAGACAGUCAUCGAACCUUUGAAAAAGUUCAGCAGCGUCUUCCCCAGCCUGAACAUGGCCGUGAAGAGACGGGAGCAAACGCUGCAGGACUACAAGCGCCUGCAGUCCAAGGUGGAGAAAUACGAGGAGAAGGAGAGGACCGGCCCCGUCCUUGCCAAGCUGCACCAGGCCCGUGAAGAGCUGAGGCCGGUGAAGGAGGACUUUGAAGCCAAAAGCAAGCAGCUGCUGGAGGAAAUGCCCAAGUUUUAUAGCAGCCGCAUCGAUUACUUCAAGCCCAGCUUUGAGUCGCUGGUCCGGGCACAGGUUGUCUAUUACACGGAGAUGCAUAAGAUCUUUGGUGACCUGACGACACAGAUCGACCGACCCGGCUUGAGCGAUGAGCAGCGGGAACGGGAGAACGAAGCCAAGCUGAGCGAGCUGCGGGCAUUGUCCAUCGUGGCCGACGACUGAGCGCCGCAGCGGGAUGGGGAAGGAGCUGGGGAUCCCCCGAGCCUGGCUGCUCCCCACCUUCUCUGUCCCAGGGAUGGACGUAGAGGGGGUUUAGCCCUUUACCCCUGUGGCUCUGCAUUCCUGCCAGGACAAGGUAGAGGCUGGGGCGGGGAUGGGGGGCACAGCAGGGCUCCCCCCUCAAGCCUGGCAGGUCCUUGCAGCCAGGCUUUGCAGGGGAGCAGGGAAAGGAGCCACGCUGCUCAGCUGGAAAUGCUGAAAUGCAUCACCUAGCACCCUUCAGCACUUCCACCCCAGCUCUGGAUCCACCCCAGGCUCGCUCCUUGCCUUUCUGGGCAAGGACUCCUGCAGGACCAUUUGUUUUGUGCCUUAGGUAGCCCCGUAGUCCCUAUUGGGAGAGGGUAAAAGCAUCCAAAUUCUAUUUUUUGAGGCAUCAGAAAGGGCGAUGAAAAGGCUGCGCUUCCCACAUGGAGCAUCAAGUGAUGCCGUGCUCUGAAUCCGUCCCAUUUGAAGCAGGAACAGUUCCUCUGCCCCACAUCUGGGUACUCAGCGAGGGCGGUAACAGGCAAGCGGAGAUCCCAGGGCAGAGGAAGGCAGGGCUGUGCAAGAGGGAAACGCAGUCCAAGUGGGAGGAAAAAAAAUCCAGGGAAAAAGGAAGGGCCACAGCCAUCCCUCAGCGCCCAGGGUGCUUGUAAUAAAG
Messenger RNA from Cuculus canorus (common cuckoo), 1507 nucleotides. RefSeq names its product bridging integrator 3 (gene BIN3). The transcript is spliced from 9 exons. Gene Ontology annotation, biological process: plasma membrane tubulation; endocytosis; actin cortical patch localization. The record is from RefSeq and is a predicted model, not a curated record. Gene Ontology annotation, molecular function: lipid binding; protein binding. Bases 49 to 810 code for a protein of 253 amino acids. Gene Ontology annotation, cellular component: cytoplasm; actin cortical patch. Lineage: Eukaryota; Metazoa; Chordata; Aves; Cuculiformes; Cuculidae.